UGUUUCCACAGGGAUAACUACUUCCGCAGCGGGGAGGGAUUCCUGUGUGUGUUCUCCAUCACGGAGGAUGAGAGCUUCCAAGCGACACAAGAGUUUAGAGAACAAAUUCUGCGUGUGAAGAAUGAUGAGAACAUACCGUUUUUACUCGUUGGCAACAAGGGCGACCUGGAUGAGAAACGCAAGGUGGCACUGGCGGAAGCUCACGCAAGAGCGCAGGAAUGGGGUGUUCCGUACGUUGAGACUUCAGCUAAGACCAGAGACAACGUGGACAAGGUAUUUUUUGACCUGAUGCGGGAAAUUCGAUCGAGAAAAGUGGAAGACAAUAAGACGAGCAACGGAAGGGGAAAGGACAAGGGCAAACGGAAGAAAUUAAAGUGCACAAUCUUGUAAAACGGACACAUCACAAGUGGGGCACCACGCCCUUCCGUCUGUAUUUUCUGUUGGAACUUAUGUUUAUUGGUUUGAUUGUGAACAGUUAAGCACUGUCAUACGGUUGACGAACAUGUGCCUGUUUUUUUACAGCUGUUUGUUGUUUAGACUCAGUAUGCGUUAGGUGAAUUCUCGUUCACAAGGCAGUAGUGAGAUGUCUUUUUUGUCCAGAAGUAUAGUAUCGAACUUGUUGUCAUUUUCGUUUUUACGUAUUUGUUUAACUGUUUUAAGGUGUUUCUAAAAUGUAUUGUGCUCUGUAAAUUAAUUACGUAGUGUAAGAAGAAUAACAUGAAAUUUCUGAAUACUGACUAACUUAUAAAAACGUUGUACAUUUAUUUUUUAAUAUACUAUAAUCACAAUUUGUGCAUUGUUAACAAAUACACACAAUCAUUUUGUGGUCUGAGUAGUAAUUGUUUUUAAUUGUGUUUAUUUAACAACUCAUUUUAAUGAUGGAAAGAUCAUUUUGUGUGUAUUAAGUUAAUUGUUUAACUUAAAUUAACAUUGUCUAGAUUUAUUAAAAUCAGUUUUAGAACUAUUUUCUGGAAAUUGUAGUGAUUCAGAGAGACAUAGUUUUAAUUAGUUUAUUAUUCAAUGUAAUUGUAAUAUUUAGAAAAUAAGUUUUUAACCCUUUUUGUACCACACUUUCUGCUACAUGGUCAAACCCUUUUUGCUACAUAGAUGUCAAGAACUCGGACUUACGUAUAAAUGCAUCAGUUCAGCUCUGAAUACAAUUUAUCACCAACCUAUAUACUACUAUUUAGUGUGAAAUUAAAAUUGUAACCUUUUUGUGUGAAUAUUGUAAUAACCAUAAUCAAUCAACUAAUGUUUGAUAACCAGAAACUAAUAAGUUUUUAGAAGUCCACUGAUGAAGUGUCAUAAAUUGCCAAAUUACGAUAAUUGGAAAGAAAUGUUAUAAAAUAAUACUUCAUAUUUAUUACUUGGUGAUAUUACAGGAUUGUUCCAAGUCCUGAAUUUUAGGCAUGCCAUGGAUUGCUCUCUAACACUUUUAAUGGUGUCUUUGUCAAUCAUAUCAUAGCACGAACCUUCUACCAUUUUUGUUUAACUCUUGUAGGACACGAUGAAAAAUUGCUUACCCUUAUUUUUCAUAGUACUAUAAAAAUUGCCCACCUUUAAACCAUGUAUUUUUAAGGGUUAUUAAAACUCAUUAUGUAUUUUAUUAAUGUUUGUAACAACAAUAUAGUAAUGAUAUAAUGUUAUAAAAUGCUUUUAAACAUCAUAGAUGUUACAUAUCCAUUAAGAUUAAAUACUAUUUUUAAUAAAUUUAUUUAUUUUUACUUUCAGAGCACAAAAAUGACUAAAUCAAAAGAAAAUGUCUGUGGAAGGCAGCCUAUUAUGGUAGUUAUUAGUCAAAAAUAUAUUACUGAAUCUUUAUAAAAUAAUGCACUGUCAAGUGGGAUAUUGCCGAAAUAUUAAUUCAGUAACAACAGCUUAUAACAAAAACAGUAUAAGAAAACAAAGAAGACAUGUUUAAAAAUAUUACGUCAAAUAAUUACUUCUAUAAACUAAUUAUUUAUUUUUAAAAAACACACGUAAAAAUGUUAUAUUUUUAAUUUUAUGUCACUAGAAGGGAGUAAAAACUUUAGCGACAAUAAAUUGUUGACUUUUUUUCAAUAAUUCCAUCGAUGGCAGAAAAUGCUAGUUUGUCCUUAAAUGAUUUUAAAUUGAAGUGUAUUGAUACAGAAUCUAAGCAUUUACUAUAUAUGUUAAUGUGCGAUUAAUUUUCAACAUUUUAAAAUCUAAUGUUGGUCAAAUGAAGUAGAAAAGAUACUUAGGAGUAUAAAGGUGGAUAUUUCAAGUAUGUAUUGUAAAAUUUUGUAAAUGUUCUAUUUAUCAGUUACAGAUAUGUAUGUACUUUUCAUGGUUCUAAAGUAUUAAUUGAACAGUAUACUCCUCUGCCUUGUGAACAUUGUAUAAAAAUUUGUACAAUCACUUUAAAAUAUUUAUUAUUUUUACCUAUAUAUCAUACUGUAGUAUUAUUUUAUUUAUCUUUAUCGCAGCUGUAUUUCAAACCUUCAUUUUCCAUUCCUUGAUAGCUGGUAAUUUUUAAAUCGAAAUGCUUUCGUCGGUUCCUUUUUUAGUCAUAUAUCUUAUACAUACUAUUUUAACUUCUAUCUACGUAUCACACUUCUAAACUCUAGUUUGAGCUUUCUUGUGUCUGAAAUUUAAAUCUAUAGGAAUGAAUUAAUAACUAAUUAUAAAUAUAUAAUGUAAGUAUAUAAUGGCAUGUGUUCAAGUUUUUAGUCACAGAUUAGCACACACAGAGUGUCCAUUUCGUCUGUCUAUUUUUGUUUGAGAUGAUUUAUUUGUAAACAUCCAAAAUUUUGUUGUACAUAAAAUAAUCUAAGACUUGAAAAUUUGCUUUUGUUAGUUAAAAAAAAUUUCAAAUAAAAAAUAUUAACAUGACCUUUUAAUCAGUUUAGUUAUUAACUCAAUUAUCUGCCUAAGAAGUAUAACAAAAGUAUGUUUUUUUUCUGUAAUUGUGAAUAAGAAAUAUAUUUAAACAUAUUUUUAAUUUAACGGAAGUAGAAUUUUAUCUUACAGGAGUUUAUCUUAAUUAGUCCUAUAAAUUAAUUUGUUCUACAACGUAAUAACGUUUUAAAAUAUUAAUAGGCAGUAGCCUAUUUCUUUAAAAAUAUAGGCUACUUAAAAAUAAUCCAAAUGCCUUUGAAUAUUUAGGCAAUCGUAUACUUACAGAGUAUUAGAUUAAUUUUGAUAUACAGAUUAUUACUUUGGCACAUAAAUCUAAUGUUAUAGCCAUGGGUUAUAAAGCGCUGAGGUAGAAUUUUCAUAUGAAAAAUAUUUCUUCAUACAAUAAAGCAAACAUACUUUGUUCUUUUGUUCAAGAUACUUAAAGUUGUUUGCACUUGUACAAUUACUUACACAAAAAACUGGUACAUAGUAUCAGUAUCGGAUUAUUUAUUGUACAAUUCCGUUUUCAUUUCAUUUUUAAAUGGUCUUUUCGAACAGUACCGAGUCAAUUUUUUUAUUGGGACUGACCUGGAGAUAAGCUUCAAUUUUUCGUAUCUUGAACUUUUAGUGAAAUACUCAACAAAAAUUGGCUGUGACAGACUUUACUAAUGAAAACCAAAUUUCUAUCGCUUUAAGUUAACUUUUAAGAAUUGCAUUUCUCCCUUAGACUUAAGCUAUGCUUUGCCAUUGUGUGAAAGUCGGUUGAACGCUGUCGAAUGAUUUCCGAUAUAGUCUAGAGAAUUUUGUAAAGAAUGAUUAGUUUUAGUGGGUCCCAAGGUAAGAGUUAUUUAUUAUAAACCUUAGGCUUUAUAUGACAAUGUAUGCCAGAAGCGUUAAUCCAUGUUUUUUAAAAUAAAACAAUAUGUAAAUAUUUAAAAUACAUAUGUUAAUUGCGUUGAA
Homalodisca vitripennis (glassy-winged sharpshooter) is the source of this 3819-nucleotide messenger RNA. It is a transcript of the gene Rala, whose product is annotated as ras-related protein Ral-a. Gene Ontology annotation, cellular component: plasma membrane. The annotation marks the transcript as partial. Gene Ontology annotation, biological process: Ras protein signal transduction. The record is from RefSeq and is a predicted model, not a curated record. The transcript is spliced from 3 exons. NCBI's taxonomy places the organism in Eukaryota, Metazoa, Arthropoda, Insecta, Hemiptera, Cicadellidae. Gene Ontology annotation, molecular function: GTPase activity; GTP binding; GDP binding.